AUGAAAGAAGAAAAGAAGAUUGUGAUGCCCGCCCCGAGGAGGCGGAGGGCCACAAUUCGAAAGGAUAUUGUGCCGAUUGAGGGCGCAAACAGGAAUCGCUUUGCCCACUCUCUCUACUGGCUCGCCUACAGACAUACCGGAAUUGCUUUCCGGCAUGUGAUGAUGCUCGUCCUGAUGGGCGCCCUGACGAUUGUUGGUGGAUGGUGCUUUUUGCAGAUUGAGAGGCCGGCUGAGCAGCAGAUCUAUGAAGACUCGAUGAACAAACUGAAUGACAUGCUAAAGAUCCAGUCCAAAGACUUGGUUGCUCAAUUGAAAUCUCAAAAUGGGUCGGAUCCAAAUUUGUUGAAGAAUAAAAUUAGGACAGCCUACCAUGCCCUCCUCACAGCGGAAGAGCGAUAUACCAAAUCGGUGUACUUCAAGGUCGAAGACCCGGACGCGAAUUACGCGUGGAAAUGGUACUCCGCUGCCGUAUUCUUUUGUACUAACGCCUUCAUGACCGUGGAUUAUGGUACGGUACCCGCCGUGACGGAUCUUGGACGCUUAAUGACGAUCUGCUUCACGCUAAUCUCCAUCCCACUGGCCGUCGUUGUAACUCGUGACUUGGGACAGGCUAUCCUCUACCAGAUCACUAAGAUGUACAGCUACUGCGCCCGACUUGGAACCCCGACGAAAGAUGAGCCGGACGGAGUAUCGAUUGGCAUCACAAUGGCUGUGGUGUUGAUGUUUGUAUCCUGGUUCUCGUGUGCGGCAUUCACCUACUGGUACGACGGUCUGUUCGGCCCGAAUAGCAUCACGUACUGGGGCGCCCGCGAUCCCGCCUGGAAAUUCGUCCAUUUCUUCGUUGGCAUGCCAUUCAGGAUCGUCAACCGCUGCACUUUCGUCGGAAUCGAGAAAAGUGUCUUCGGCGCGUUCAAGGGCUUCGAGCAGCGCACGGAAGCGCUCUUCCAAAAUCAUGUUGCCGAAAGGAGGGAUUCGAGCUCAACCCCAUCGGAAGCUGGUCCCGGCUCCCCAACAAUCGAUGUGUUUGGCGGAGAUUUCGGUCGUGUCCGCAUCGCUGGAAAGCAACUCGAC
Mesorhabditis spiculigera is the source of this 1071-nucleotide messenger RNA. NCBI's taxonomy places the organism in Eukaryota, Metazoa, Nematoda, Chromadorea, Rhabditida, Rhabditidae. The record is from the annotation of a GenBank genome assembly.